GCAUCGGGGCUGACGAACCGCAGGAGCAGCGGCAGGCAGCGGCAGGCAGCGGCAGGAGCCAGUCCGCUCCACACGCUCCAUGUUGAGACGCAGCAGACCAACUUCUCCUCCACUCGACUCCCACCGUCCGACGCCGCUCACCCGCAGGACCCCCGCUAUAACUCACGCAUUCCUCCCCGUGCUAUGACGCCGGCGGACUGGGGAGGAAGCUCGCGAACAGCCGCCUGAGCGGCCGCCGUGGCCGACACACGGGGAGACAGGCUGCUCCUACAAAGGCUUCUGGAUGAGGUGUCGCCUGCGGCUCAGGUGAAAGAGGACGAGCAGGUUGUCAGGAUGAAGGAGGAGAAUUUGUUCCACCGGAGGUUUUCUCUGUGCCCCAACGCCACCUCUCCACCCAAAAUUGACCCCCGCACCCUCACCCGGAACCUGUCUUAUGGAGGAGACAACGACCUAUACAGCCUCAGCCCAGACAGUGAGACAGACAGGAACGGUCUCUCCAUGCUGAGUAAUGAACUUAGUCCUGCCCAAUCACCAGGCAGCAAGUCUGAGUCCAGGAUGUUUAAUGGUGUUGAGAAGGACUGCCCCUCCCCAACGGAGAAGCUGGCCCGGAAGGAGUCUCUCAAGGUCCAAAAGCAGAAUUACAGGCAAGAGAAGAAACGGGCAGCUAGAGAACUGUUCACUGCACUAAAGGACCCCAGUGUUGUCAUCAUGUCCAACUGGCUAAAGAUCCGCGGCUCUUUAAAGAGUUGGACCAAGUUGUGGUGUGCACUGAAGCCUGGAGUUCUUCUGAUCUAUAAGACCCCAAAAACGGACCACUGGGUGGGCACCAUCCUCCUCAGUGCAUGCAAGCUGAUCGAGAGGCCUUCAAAGAAGGACGGUUUCUGCUUCAAGCUCUACCAUCCGCUGGACAAAUCUAUCUGGGCUUUCAAGGGUCCCAAAGGAGAGAACGUUGGCUCAAUCACUCAGCCUCUACCUAGUAACUACCUGAUCUUCAGAGCUGCCUCAGAAUCUGACGGCCGAUGCUGGAUGGAUGCCCUGGAGCUGGCUCUCAGUUGCUCCAGCCUCUACAAGCGCACAGCCAAAGCAGGAAGAGAAGGAGACAUCAGCACGUCGUCAGAAUCCUCCCAUAUUCUCCACCUGCUGCAGUCUGCUGCACUCACUGACACUGAGCUGCUUCAGCUGAACGACAGCAUGCUGCUAGGCAACCACCUCAUGGAGCAUGACGGCUUUUCGGACAAAUCGGAGCGCGAGGCCCAUGACGACUGGGACGCGACGCCCAACGAGAACGGUGGACGGCUGACAGAAGAGAGUGACUUGGACCAGUCAGAUGAGCUGUCCCCCGGGCCACAGGCCACAGCCUAUGUAGAGCAGAGCACCGAGGAGAUGGCUGAGGUUGGGGAGGCGUCGCAGGUCGAAACUGUAUCAGAGGAGAACAAGGGUCUAAUCUGGGGCCUGCUGAAGCAGCUGCGGCCGGGCAUGGACUUGUCCAAGGUGGUGCUGCCCACCUUCAUUCUGGAGCCACGCUCAUUCCUGGACAAGCUGGCUGACUACUACUACCAUGCUGAUCUUCUCUCUCAAGCUGUGCUGGAGGAGAGUGCGUACGGUCGGAUCAAGCAGGUGGUCAGAUGGUACUUGUCUGGUUUCUACAAAAAGCCCAAGGGUCUGAAGAAGCCGUACAACCCAAUCCUGGGGGAAACCUUCCGCUGCUGCUGGCUUCACCCUGAGACCAACAGCUGCACUUUCUACAUAGCUGAACAGGUGUCCCACCAUCCGCCCAUCUCUGCUUUUUAUAUCUGCAAUAGGAAGGAUGGUUUUUCUAUCAGUGGAAGCAUCCUGGCCAAGUCCAAGUUCUAUGGUAACUCUCUGUCUGCUAUUCUGGAAGGCAAAGCCAGGCUGCUCUUCCUGAGCCGGGACGAAGAGUAUGUCAUCACAAUGCCCUAUGCUCACUGCAAAGGGAUCCUGUACGGCACUAUGACACUAGAGCUGGGUGGGAAGGUCACCAUUGAGUGUGAGAAGACAAAAUGUUUCACAGAGCUGGAGUUCAAACUAAAGCCUUUCCUGGGAGGCUCCUCCUCCGUGAAUCAGAUCAGUGGGAAGAUCUCUGUGGGAGAGGAGCUGCUGGCCACUGUUGAUGGACACUGGGACAGCGAGGUGUUCAUUCAUGAAAAGCGCUCGGGCCAGCAGGAGACUCUGUGGAACCCGACGACAGACAUCCGCAGCAGCCGCCUCAAGAGGCAAGUGGUUCAGAUCGACCAGCAGGGAGUGUUUGAGUCUGAAAGACUGUGGCAGCAUGUGACCAGCGCCAUCAUGGAUCGGGACCAGAUGCGGGCCACCCAGGAAAAGUUUGUGCUGGAGGAAGCUCAGCGGUGUGAGGCCAAGGAGAGAGGAGACAAUCCCUGGGUCCCGCGACUUUUCCACCAGGACCCCGUCACGUCUGAGUGGACAUACAGGCAGAUGGACACGCGGCCGUGGGACCCUGAGCGCUGUGUGCUUCAGUUUGAGAAGGACGGAGUGAUUCAGACGCACGAGAAAAGCCAGAGACGACACAACGAACUCUCGUACAGCCACAGCUGGGCCAGCCAACAGAAGGCGGAGGUGAACGGGAAGCACAGGAAGGCGAGCAGCCAGCCGUCAAGCUGCAGCCAGAACACGGAGAGCAGCAGCACCACACCCGAACCCACGCACGAGUCCUCGGACAAUGAAGGCUUUUCAAAGCAGUGUGUUCGGUGCAGUAAAGAGUCGAAGGACAUCGCCCAGAUAGAGGCCUCUGUCACAUCGAUACAGAAGACGCAGCAGGAUAUACAGAGGAACCUGGUGGCCCUGAGUCGUCAGCUGGCUCGUCAGAGGGCGACAGAGGACGGCGUGUCGUUGACGGGACGUCACUGUCUCAUCCUCUGCGUUCUGCUCCUCUCUCAGCUCCUCCUCAACUACGUUUUCACCUGAAACCCCGCCCCUCGGGGGAGGGGGAGGGGUUUCCCUCUGGCACUGAUUUGGCAUUAGAUCCUUCCAAAAAGCACAGACUCUAAUCAGCAACUGGGGGCAGAGACCUCAGAUCAGUGUCAGGGGGGCAACUUUGUCCCUGUUUGUUUUCACUAAGAGGGGCGGAGCACAGACAUUAUAGCAAUAAACACAGCCACAGCCACCGCCUGUCAGUCAUCUGCAGAGAGGAACGGCACCCCCUAGUGUAGCCAGACUGAAACAGCACCGGCACCCACGCACUUUGGACAGGAAGGAGGGACGAGAGACGGGAGCUCGGCUAAAAAAAAGAUUUUGAACAUAAGGAUGAAAUGUAUAAUGAAUAUGAAGAAUGAUUUCACACAAAGAAAUGACAGAGAGGAUGUUUCACCAUUCCUUAGUGUCUUUUAAUAUUGCCCUGCAAUACUGUUUUAUCUGUGAGUGUGCUUGUGUGUGUGUUGUCCGUACCUACAGUACAGUAGGCCCUAUGGGCGCAGGCAGAUCACCGCUCGGACUUCUCCUUCUCCCCUUCCACUCCAGAUUUUGGGCCUUAACGCUGAAGCCAAAAAGAAGAAGAAGAAGAAGAAAAACACAAACAGACUAAGAAGGAAAAAUCUUCCAACAGUGCAAUUCUUUGCGUUUUGUAUGAUAUACGCUGAAAUACACUCCUGUCAUGUCUUUUAAUGAUGAUGAUUUUACCAAAACAGUAUUUAUAAUCUGAGAGAGAGCAAAGAGUGUUUUUUUCACAGGGAGCACAGUGUGUGUUUGUUGUGAAACACCAAGGAGGAAGGAUCACGGGAACGAUGGCAGGGCAUAGAGCCAAACAGUGUCUUCGAAUUUGUGUGUGCCUGUAGCGCCGUAGCUGAAGGGAUAAUAGCAUCGCAAUGCUUUGGUCGAGACCACGACACUAGUGUGUACAAUCAGUUACGUAAAGAAGCAGAACGCGAAGGGAGAGAGAGAGAGUGUGAACAAGUGGGGAAAAAAAACAAGAUGAACUGGAUACUUGGGCCUGAAAGAAGGAGUUUGUGUGUAUGCAUGAGUGUGUGCACCAUGGUCCACACCAUGUUCACGUGAGUGUUUAAUGAUGUAAACACUUUAGUUUUUUUCUUUUAAUCAAUUUGUAUAUAUUUGUCUCAUGAUCUGUGUUUCAAAAAGAGAUUUCAGAAUGUAUUUAUUGGGUGAUUAACCUCGACUUUCCUAAUCUAAUUCAUCUUGGAGGACAGAGACCAGGAGUGACAAUCGCUCUCCUAUCAGUGUGUGUGUACAUGUGUGUUUGUAUGUAUGCGUGCGAGCGUGUGUGUGUGUGUGUGUGUGUGUGUGUGUGUGUGUGUGUGUGUGUGUGUGUGUGUGUGUGUGUGUGUGUGUGUGUGUGUGUGUGUGUGUGUGUGUGUGUGUGUGUGUGUGUGUGUGUGUGUGUGUGUGUGUGUGUGUGUGUGUGUGUGUGUGUGAGGGCGCAUGUGUGCGAGUAAGCCUUUAUGAGUCGUGCUAAACAAAGCCAGGUCUGUGAGCCUGGUGUCUAACAUUGAAUUUGCCAUUACUGGUCCACCCGAGGGGAGAGGAAACGGAGAGCACACGAAGGAAGGAACUCCACUCUUUGAAUGCUUUUAUUCACACGUUCUAUUUGUUUAUUCUUUUAAUUCGUUUUUCCACUCUACUGCCACGCUGUGGGGAUUCUACAUGCCAGACACUUUUUUUGUUAUACGGAAUGAAACUACAGAGAACAUGUUGUUGCCUGAUGUUUUUCAUUCAUACCUGUUGCGUACUGUAGCACUACAGUAAAAAACUAAUUUAACCAUGA
This is a messenger RNA of Scophthalmus maximus (turbot), 4753 nucleotides long. It is a transcript of the gene osbpl5, whose product is annotated as oxysterol binding protein-like 5. Bases 334 to 2943 code for a protein of 869 amino acids. The transcript is spliced from 23 exons. Gene Ontology annotation, biological process: phospholipid transport. Gene Ontology annotation, molecular function: sterol binding. Gene Ontology annotation, cellular component: membrane; intracellular membrane-bounded organelle; cytosol. Lineage: Eukaryota; Metazoa; Chordata; Actinopteri; Pleuronectiformes; Scophthalmidae. The record is from RefSeq and is a predicted model, not a curated record.